Molecule: messenger RNA, 2385 nt
Organism: Eruca vesicaria subsp. sativa (arugula)
Lineage: Eukaryota; Viridiplantae; Streptophyta; Magnoliopsida; Brassicales; Brassicaceae
Source: the annotation of a GenBank genome assembly
AUGCAUAGGAUCCUUAUUAUGUGGAAGUUGAAGAUAGGAAAGGGAAAUGGAGAAGAUCGGCAUUUGUUCAGCAGCAACAACUUCAUCGGACGUCAAACGUGGGAGUUUGAUUAUAAAGCUGGUACACCGGAGGAACGAGCCGCCGUGGAAGAAGCUCGCAGGAGUUUCUUUGACAACCGUUUUCGUGUUAAAGCUUGCAGUGAUGUCUUGUGGCGAAUGCAAUUUUUGAAAGAGACCAAAUUUGAGCAAGUGAUACCGCCGGUGAAGAUCAGCGAUGGCGAUAACAUAACGUAUGAAAAUGCUACGAAAGCGUUACGGCGUGGAGUUUCUUUCUUCUCAGCUUUGCAGGCCUCCGACGGUCACUGGCCCGGAGAGAUCGCCGGACCUCUCUUCUUUCUUCCUCCGUUGGUAUUUUGUUUGUACAUCACAGGACAUUUGGAAGAGAUAUUCCAUGCAGAGCAUCGUAAAGAGAUGCUUCGAUAUAUCUACUGUCACCAGAACGAAGAUGGUGGAUGGGGGUUACAUAUUGAGAGCAAGAGUGUUAUGUUUAGCACCGCGCUGAAUUACAUAUGUUUGCGUAUGCUCGGAGUAGCUUCCGAUGGAGGACAAGAAAACGCAUGUAGACGGGCUAGGCAAUGGAUUCUUGACCAUGGUGGUGUGACUUAUAUUCCUUCUUGGGGAAAAGUCUGGCUCUCGAUACUUGGAAUCUAUGAUUGGUCUGGAACCAACCCGAUGCCUCCUGAGAUGUGGCUGCUACCUUCAUUCCUACCAAUACACUUAGGAAAAUUGUUGUGCUAUACCCGGAUGGUUUAUAUGCCCAUGUCUUAUCUAUAUGGUAAAAGAUUUGUUGGUCCAAUUACACCUCUUAUCAUACAACUGCGUGAAGAACUUCACGUACAACCUUAUGAAGAAAUCAACUGGAAUAAAGCUCGGCGUCUAUGUGCAAAGGAAGACACGUACUAUCCUCACCCUCUGGUCCAAGAUUUGAUAUGGGACACUCUCCACAUAGUCGCCGAGCCUUUCCUCACAAGUUGGCCUUUAAACAAGCUCGUAAGAGAAAAGGCUCUUCAAGUGGCAAUGAAACACAUACAUUAUGAGGACGAAAAUAGCCAUUAUAUCACCAUUGGUUGUAUUGAGAAGGUAAAACAUUUGAGCAAACCUUUUAAUUAUGCAUGUAUUCUCUCAGAACGCUUACAUGUUCAAAACUCUAUGCAGGUUUUGUGCAUGCUUGCUUGCUGGAUUGAAAACCCGGAUGGGGAUCACUUUAAGAAACAUCUCUCUAGGCUUUCGGACUACAUAUGGGUAGCUGAAGAUGGACUGAAAAUGCAGAGCUUUGGAAGUCAGCUUUGGGAAACAGGGUUUGCUAUUCAGGCUUUACUUGCUAGUGAUCUCUGUGAUGAGACCGAUGAGGUUCUAAGGAGAGGACACAAUUACAUAAAGAUAUCUCAGGUCAGAGAAAACCCUUCAGGUGACUUCAAGAGCAUGUAUCGUCACAGUUCCAAAGGAGCAUGGACGUUUUCGGAUAGAGAUCAUGGAUGGCAAGUUUCAGAUUGUACAGCUGAAGCUCUUAAGUGUUGCCUUUUGCUCUCGAUAAUGCCAGCUGAUGUCGUUGGCCAGAAAAUGGAUCCUGAACAUCUAUACGAUUCUGUUAAUCUCUUGCUAUCUCUACAGAGUAAAAAUGGAGGUUUGACUGCAUGGGAACCUGCCUGCGCACCUAAAUGGUUGGAAUUGCUAAAUCCCACAGAUUUUUUUGCUAAUGUUAUGUCUGAGGGCGAAUACGUGGAAUGUACCUCAUCUGUUAUACAAGCUUUGGUUAUGUUCAAACAAUUAUAUCCGGAGCAUAGGAUAAAAGAAAUCACCAAGUCGAUCGAAAAAGCCGGGAAGUUCAUAGAAAGUAUACAAAUGCCCGAUGGUUCAUGGUAUGGAAACUGGGGUAUUUGUUUUACGUACGGCACAUGGUUUGCUCUUAGCGGCCUAUCAACGAUUGGUAAAACAUACAACAACUGUUUGUCUAUCCGCAAAGGAGUAGAUUUUCUUCUUUCAAUACAGAAUGAAGAUGGAGGUUGGGGCGAAAGCUAUCUCUCAUGUCCUGAACAGAGAUACAUACCACUAGAAGGGAAUGGAUCAAACCUAGUUCAAACCGCAUGGGCUAUGAUGGGUCUGAUUUCUGCAGGACAGGCGGAGAGAGAUGUUAUGCCUCUUCACAAAGCUGCAAAAUUCAUCAUCAAUUCACAAAUGGAAAGUGGAGAUUUUCCUCAACAAGAAAUUGUAGGAGCGUUCAUGAAUACUUGCAUGCUACACUAUGCUACAUACAGAAGCACCUUCCCAUUGUGGGCACUUGCAGAAUAUAGGAAAGCUGCGUUCGUAACUCACCAAGAUCUGUAG